Messenger RNA from Nomascus leucogenys (northern white-cheeked gibbon), 1543 nucleotides. It is a transcript of the gene F10, whose product is annotated as coagulation factor X. Gene Ontology annotation, cellular component: extracellular region. Gene Ontology annotation, biological process: proteolysis; blood coagulation. NCBI's taxonomy places the organism in Eukaryota, Metazoa, Chordata, Mammalia, Primates, Hylobatidae. Gene Ontology annotation, molecular function: serine-type endopeptidase activity; calcium ion binding. The record is from RefSeq and is a predicted model, not a curated record.
GCUCCAGCAGCCUGUCCCAGUGAGGACAGGGACACGGUACUCAGCCACGCCACUCGGCCACGCCAUGGGGCACCUACUGCACCUCGUCCUGCUCAGUGCCUCCCUGGCUGGCCUCCUGCUGCCCGGGGAAAGUCUGUUCAUCCGCAGGGAGCAGGCCAACAACAUCCUGGCGAGGGUCACGAGGGCCAAUUCCUUUCUUGAAGAGAUGAAGAAAGGAAACCUCGAAAGAGAGUGCAUGGAAGAGACCUGUUCAUACGAAGAGGCCCGCGAGGUCUUUGAGGACAGCGACAAGACGAAUGAAUUCUGGAAUAAAUACAAAGAUGGUGACCAGUGUGAGACCAGUCCUUGCCAGAAUGAGGGCAAAUGUAAAGACGGCCUCGGGGAAUACACCUGCACCUGUUUAGAAGGAUUCGAAGGCAAAAACUGUGAAUUAUUCACACGGAAGCUCUGCAGCCUGGACAACGGGGACUGUGACCAGUUCUGCCACGAGGAGCAGAACUCAGUGGUGUGCUCCUGCGCCCGCGGGUACACCCUGGCUGACAACGGCAAGGCCUGCAUUCCCACAGGGCCCUACCCCUGUGGGAAACAGACCCUGGAACGCAGGAAGAGGUCAGUGGCCCAGGCCACCAACAGCAGCGGGGAAGGCCCUGACAGCAUCACAUGGAAGCCGUAUGACGCAGCCGACCUGGACCCCACCGAGAACCCCUUCGACCUGCUUGACUUCAACCAGACGCAGCCCGAGACGGGUGACAACAACCUCGUCAGGAUCGUGGGAGGCCGGGAAUGCAAGGACGGGGAAUGUCCCUGGCAGGCCCUGCUCAUCAAUGAGGAAAACGAGGGGUUCUGUGGUGGAACCAUUCUGAGCGAGUUCUACAUCCUCACGGCAGCCCACUGUCUCUACCAAGCCAAGAGAUUCAAGGUGAGGGUAGGGGACCGGAACACAGAGCAGGAGGAGGGCGGCGAGGCGGUGCACGAGGUGGAAGUAGUCAUCAAGCACAACCGGUUCACAAAGGAGACCUAUGACUUCGACAUCGCCGUGCUCCGGCUCAAGACCCCCAUCACCUUCCGCAUGAACGUGGCGCCCGCCUGCCUCCCCGAGCGCGACUGGGCCGAGUCCACGCUGAUGACGCAGAAGACGGGGAUUGUGAGCGGCUUCGGGCGCACCCACGAGAAGGGCCGGCAGUCCACCAGGCUCAAGAUGCUGGAGGUGCCCUAUGUGGAUCGCAACAGCUGCAAGCUGUCCAGCAGCUUCAUCAUCACCCAGAACAUGUUCUGUGCCGGCUACCACGCCAGGCAGGAGGACGCCUGCCAGGGGGACAGCGGGGGCCCCCACGUCACCCGCUUCAAGGACACCUACUUCGUGACAGGCAUCGUCAGCUGGGGAGAGGGCUGUGCCCGGAAGGGGAAGUAUGGGAUCUACACCAAGGUCACCGCCUUCCUCAAGUGGAUCGACAGGUCCAUGAAAACCAGGGGCUUGCCCAAGGCCGAGAGCCAUGCCCCGGAGGUCAUAACGCCCUCUCCAUUAAAGUGAGAUCCUGCUCAA